Mus musculus (house mouse) is the source of this 570-nucleotide messenger RNA. It is a transcript of the gene Ifna16, whose product is annotated as interferon alpha 16. Gene Ontology annotation, biological process: defense response to virus; defense response. Bases 1 to 570 code for a protein of 189 amino acids. NCBI's taxonomy places the organism in Eukaryota, Metazoa, Chordata, Mammalia, Rodentia, Muridae. Gene Ontology annotation, cellular component: extracellular region. The transcript has a single exon. Gene Ontology annotation, molecular function: cytokine receptor binding; cytokine activity. The record is from RefSeq and is marked provisional.
AUGGCUAGGCUCUGUGCUUUCCUGAUGGUUCUGGCUGUGAUGAGCUACUGGUCAACCUGCUCUCUAGGAUGUGACCUGCCUCAGACUCAUAAACUCAGGAACAAGAGAGCCUUGACACUCUUGAUACAAAUGAGGAGACUCUCCCCUCUCUCCUGCCUGAAGGACAGGAAGGACUUUGGAUUCCCCCAGGAGAAGGUGGAUACCCUGAAGAUCCAGAAAGAGAAAGCCAUCCCUGUCCUAAGUGAGGUGACCCAGCAGAUCCUGAACAUCUUCACAUCAAAGGAUUCAUCUGCUGCUUGGGAUGCAACCCUCCUAGAUACAUUUUGUAAUGACCUCUACCAGCAGCUCAAUGACCUGCAAGCCUGUCUAGUGCAGCAGGUGAGGUUGCAGGAACCUCCUCUGACCCAGGAAGUCUCCCUGCUGGCUGUGAGGAAAUACUUCCACAGGAUCACUGUGUACCUGAGAGAGAAGAAACACAGCCCCUGUGCCUGGGAGGUGGUCAGAGCAGAAGUCUGGAGAGCCCUGUCUUCCUCUGCCAAUGUGCUGGGAAGACUGAGAGAAGAGAAAUGA